Messenger RNA from Porites evermanni, 425 nucleotides. The record is from the annotation of a GenBank genome assembly. NCBI's taxonomy places the organism in Eukaryota, Metazoa, Cnidaria, Anthozoa, Scleractinia, Poritidae.
AUGUUCAUAAAGGUUCUUGCAAUCAAAACAAGGGAAUUGAACUCAGUACAAUCUGAUUGCUCUGCAAGAUCCUGUCAGAUGGAAAACAAACAUGCUCAAGAACUGACUGCUGAGAGAGAGAAAGCCCUUCAGGUAUUGAUUUAAUUAUCACAAUGGUAUCUCAGUCUUUGUUUACAAAUUGUGCAUUUAUUUUAUCGGUUUUCUUUGGUUUCUUUUGUGUCAAGAUGGUCACUGAGAACCAGCAGAAGUUUGAGAAAGAAAAGCGAGAGAUUGAACAAAGUCGCCACACACAGGUAAUAAAAUUAAAUUAAAAUAUGCAUUUUUAUAAAGGAUUUGUUUUUCUCCUGAAUCUCUUAAAAUAUCAAUUUUUUUUGUAGAUCGUGAAACUUGAAGCCAGACUCAAAGAUGAGGAAAAUUCCAACCGG